Clunio marinus is the source of this 1059-nucleotide messenger RNA. Lineage: Eukaryota; Metazoa; Arthropoda; Insecta; Diptera; Chironomidae. The record is from the annotation of a GenBank genome assembly.
AUGACAAAAUUCAAUCAAAAUAUGAGUUGUAAAAAGCAACUUGAACAAGCAAAUCAGUUUGCAAGUGACAGGCAAACAUAUAAAAAGGCGCAUUAUGAAGUGAAUCGUUUAAACACAAGUGCUCUUAGUCAAAAUCCUUACAGUGAUAGUUUAGCAAGUAUGCUAGAAAGUAAAAUGAGUGGAUUAAUGUCACAUCAAAUUGAAAUGAUUGACGAUAGUAGUAGCAUAAGUUCAGCAGCAUCAAAUGAAGAACACACACUUGCACCACGUUGCAUGGCUGGAAAAAAUCGUCCUUGCCUAGCAUGGGCAUGCAAAGCAUGCAAAAAGAAGAAUGUCACAAUCGAUCGAAGAAAAGCGGCAACACUCAGAGAAAGGAGGAGACUUCGAAAGGUUAAUGAAGCAUUUGAGUUACUUAAGCGACGAACAAGUACGAAUCCAAAUCAAAGACUACCGAAGGUGGAGAUUCUCAGGAAUGCAAUAGAAUACAUUGAAAGUCUCGAAGAUUUAUUACAGGAUACACCACCAAUUCGACAAAGCCCCGACUGCUUCAGCGAUGGAAUAAAUGGACGACCAACAGCUCAAGAUUACAUGAAUUGCUACUCUGGAAAUUAUCUCAAAGAACGUCUUCAACAUUUACAAAAGGAAAGCGACAAAUUUUCUCCAAUCAUAGGCUUCAAUUCACCCAUUAAUGGCUCAAGUUUAGAUUGCUUAAGUUUGAUUGUACAAAGUAUAAAUUCACCUGAUGCAUCUAAUUCACCUCAAAACUCUCCACAUACAAGCACUAUUAAUAAUUUACAAAGUCAACUCAAUCAAUCUUCAAUGCAACAUCAUCUCAGCAAUACACAACAUUUUAAGUGUGAAUUUGAUGCAAAAGUUAAUUGAAAGAAGUGAGAAAAGCCAAAGUGAAAUGUGUUUACAUUUGUACGAGUAAAAAUUAUGAAUCUUCAUGUAAAUAAAUUAAAGAAGCUUUUAGUAUUAAUCCAAACGUUUAUUUUAAGAAUCCUAGAGAAAAACACUCGAGAAGAUUUAUUCAACUAAUUAGAUUUAAUUAAAAUUUAU